Messenger RNA from Owenia fusiformis, 1701 nucleotides. NCBI's taxonomy places the organism in Eukaryota, Metazoa, Annelida, Polychaeta, Sabellida, Oweniidae. The record is from the annotation of a GenBank genome assembly.
AUGGCCACGUCAGCUACUGAAAAUACUUUGGAGACGACAAAGGACACAGCUCUACCAUCUGAGGCAUCUACUGAGCAAAUGGAAGCCACAGAUUUUGACAUGAAUGAUGAGCUACUACAGUCAGCAUUUGGUGAUGGUGAAGUACAUUGUAGUUUGCAGUCUAGACGUCAAAGAAAGGAACGAGAUGUACACAAGAUGGCCUAUGAAUGCUGUGACACAGAUGUCCUUAAUAUUGAUACUGAUGAACUGAAGAAAAUUGCCGAUCUCCCACAAAUGAGAUCUGUACCAUUUGAAGAUAAUUUGUACCCCAAUAAUUUCAUGGAUGAUAGAUGUCAGAGAAAAUCUGCGACAAUUGAUGCUUUAGAUCUGAGGAGUGAUUUGAGAUGGAACAUGCCCAAAACGCUUAUGAAAUCACGAAGAAGACCUUUGUUAAUGUCGAUGAAAAUCAAGACAGAAUCUCUGAUGCCUACAAAUAAUGAUAAUGACAAGCUUUUAUUGUCAGGAGCUGAAGCUAUACCAAAAAGAACCCACAUGCAAGUGCAUGAAAUGAAACGUGACGUUAAAGAAAAAGAGCAGACUUGUGAAGAUAAUAAGUUAUUUUCACCCUCAGCAUUUCCGACAGGAGCCAAUGAUUGUCCGAGAGAAAUUUCAAAGCCAAGACUCAAAAGACAAGAUGCUUUUUAUCAGAUGCCAAUGCCACAACCGAACUACCAUGAUGUAUUAUAUGCUCCAAUAGUGAAACUUGAUGGUACAAAGGAUGAUUCUUCAGUGCUGCUUGGUGAUGGCUUUGAGAGACAGGCAGUCUACCUGAAGUCACAGAGACAACAGCCAUCACUAUUCCAGGAUGAUAAAACAGAAACUAAAGACAGAAUUGUCCCACAAAAGUUUUCCCAAUCGGUGCAUAUUCCGUAUGUUUCAUCACCCUACAAUUGCAUGCAAUGGGGAGAUUCAGACCUUGAUGACACAGGAUUGAUGACAGACCAAGAAUAUGUGCUGGACCAGGGUUAUCGAAUGCCAUUGCUGAAAAAACCUAGAAAUGAUGAUCGAAGUUACAGCGCUGAUCUAUAUGGGCACCGAAUUAGUGAGAGACCUUUGACUAACCAAUAUAUCAGUGUGAGAAGCCUAGGUCACGGGUCAUGCUCUGAUGAAAAGCUACCUAAAUCUGACAGAGAAAUGAAAGCUAAGGGAAAGUUUAUUGAACCCCAAAACGAUGUUGAUGUGGACGCUUGUGUGUCUUUCGCCAAGUCUGAGACACAGAAUGAGGCACCAUGUGUAUCUCUCCAAGAUGAAGCACUCACAAAAGGCCAUGAGAAGAGAAUUGUGACUGAACCUGAUACAGUGUUCCAAAUUGUAGCUUUGAAAAAAACAGCUAAUCUUCCAAGUAAGGAACCAUUUCAAGCCAUGAUGGAUGAUUUCAGAGCAGACAUGCAAAGUUUGGUUACAUCAGAAGUGGAGAAGUUGGAACAACAGUUGAUGAAAAAGCUCAUGAAAAAGACAGAGAAGGAACCCAAGAAGAACAAGAAGAGGCGGGUGUAUUGCAAACUCUGUGACUGCAGGGAACACUCAGUCUUCAAUUGUGAAUUCAGGCACCCUAAUUCACAGAAGCACGGAUCUAAGGCUUGCUUCAGAUGCGGGGAAGAAAACCACAGUGUGAUGGACUGCCCCAAGGGCAGCCCCGAGCCAAAGGGCUCAGGAAACUAG